CCGGCCCGCAGAGCUCUGAGUCCUCUAGCACCUCGUGUGUGUCAUUUGGGCUUCCAGGCUGCCUCAGCAGACUUUCUCUUCUCGUCACAGGGCGCAGCCAUUUCCGGCAGUGACGAUGGCGGCUGUGCUACUAUUCGCUCUGCUGUGGGCGAUGGCGGCGAGGGCCGCGGGGGCAGGGGAAUGUAACCAGCCGCCAAGGUUAGAAAAUGGCUUACUAGAACAGAGGUAUCGUCAGCAGGAUACAUUUGCGAGUGGAUCCAAGGUCUUUUACGUAUGUAACCCUGGUUACACUUUUCGUCAAUUCACUCCCAGAUAUAUUACUUGUAAUGAAGGUGUUUGGGAACCAUUACAAACCACCUGUACACCAAAGAGCUGUGGAAGUCCAGGGGAAAUUAUGAAUGGGUAUUACGAGGGUGAUAAUACUUUUGGAAGUAAGAUUACGUUUUAUUGUAAUGAAGGAUAUACUCUGGUGGGUAGAGAUUACCGGUUGUGUGAAGCUGCUGGAUGGGGUGGCCAGGUACCUACAUGUGAAGUUAUUAAAUGUCCUGACAUUCCGGCCAUUGAGAAUGGAAGACUAUUAAGCCCUUCUGCAGCGUCAUGGGAAUACGGAAUGGUGGCCACAGUUUCAUGCCUUGGCGACUACUCAUUGAUCGGUGAACGUAAGCUUACCUGUAAAAGUGAUGGAAGGUGGAAUCAUCCCUUUCCAAAGUGCAAAGAUGUUAAAUGUCCACUUCCGGAUUUUCCUGACAAUGUUAUCGUGGCAUCGCCAUACAAAUCUACUUAUAAAUAUCAGGAUCAAGUCAUUUUCCGGUGUAAAGAAGGUUAUGAGAUGGAAGGCGAUGGUCUCAUUGUAUGUGGAGAGGACAGCAAUUUUUCACCCCCACCACCCAGCUGCACACCACGGAAAUGUAACAGGCCACCAGGAUUGGAAAAUGGCUCACCAGCAGAUAAGUAUCUCAAGCAGGAAAAGUUUCCAAGUGGAUCCAAGGUCUUUUACGUAUGUAACCCCGGUUACACUUCUACUCAAUUCACUCCCAACUAUAUUACUUGUAAUGAAGGUGUUUGGGAACCAUUACAAACCACCUGUACACCAAAGAGUUGUGGAAGUCCAGGGGAAAUUACGAAUGGGUAUUACGAGGGUGACAAUACUUUUGGAAGUAAGAUUACAUUUUAUUGUAAUGAAGGAUAUACUCUGGUGGGUAGAGGUUACCGGUUGUGUGAAGUUGAUGGAUGGGGUGGCCAGGUACCUACAUGUGAAGCUGUUAAAUGUCCUGACAUUCUGACCAUUGAGAAUGGAAGAAUAUCAAGCCCUUCUGCAGAGCCAUGGGAAUAUGGAAUGGUGGCCACAGUUUCAUGCCUUGGUGACUACUCAUUGAUCGGUGAACGUAAGCUUACCUGUAAAAGUGAUGGAAGGUGGAAUCAUCCCUUUCCAAAGUGCAAAGAUGUUAAAUGUCCGCUUCCGGAUUUUCCUGGCAAUGUUAUUGUGGCAUCGCAAUACAAAUCUACUUAUAAAUAUCAGGAUCAAGUCAUUUUCCGGUGUAAAGAAGGUUAUGAGAUGGAAGGCGAUGGUCUCAGUGUAUGUGGAGAGGACAGCAAUUUUUCACCCCCACCACCCAGCUGCACACCACGAAAAUGUAACAGGCCACCAGGAUUGGAAAAUGGCUUACUAGAAGAUAAGUACCGUCAGCAGGAAACGUUUGCAAGUGGAUCCAAGGUCUUUUACGUAUGUAACCCUGGUUACACUUUCCUUCAAUUCACUCCCAAAUAUAUUACUUGUAAUGAAGGUGUUUGGGAACCAUUACGAGCCACCUGUACACCAAUGAGCUGUGGAAGUCCAGGGGAAAUUAUGAAUGGGUGUUACAAGGGUGACAAUACUUUUGGAAGUAAGAUUACAUUUUAUUGUAAUGAUGGAUAUACUCUGGUGGGUCGAAAUUACCGGUUUUGUGAAGCUGAUGGAUGGGGUGGCCAGGUACCUACAUGUGAAGCUGUUAAAUGUCCUGACAUUCUGACCAUUGAGAAUGGAAGAAUAUCAAGCCCUUCUGCAGAGCCAUGGGAAUACGGAAUGGUGGCCACAGUUUCAUGCCUUGGUGACUACUCAUUGAUCGGUGAACGUAAGCUUACCUGUAAAAGUGAUGGAAGGUGGAAUCAUCCCUUUCCAAAGUGCAAAGAUGUUAAAUGUCCACUUCCGGAUUUUCCUGACAAUGUUAUCGUGGCAUCGCCAUACAAAUCUACUUAUAAAUAUCAGGAUCAAGUCAUUUUCCGGUGUAAAGAAGGUUAUGAGAUGGAAGGCGAUGGUCUCAUUGUAUGUGGAGAGGACAGCAAUUUUUCAUCCUCACCACCCACCUGCACACCACCUUCAAAAAGCUCUUUUCCAUAUUCAGCAUUUGCGUUACUUGCUCUAGUUGUUGUUAUACUCAUCGUGAUAGGAUAUAUAUACAAGAGAUAUUGCAACCAUGGAAGCCUGACAAAAAACGAGAAAAGAGACCCUGAGAAAGGAGAGGCGCUUUCCAAUCAGAUGGAGCUCCUUGCAGCUGACGAAACGACAAGAUCAGUACUAUGAAGUUAUCAUUUUGAAUUUGAUUAAUCAUGGCAGAGGUGUGGAACUGCAGCUUCUGCUGUGUUGAACAAGUGUAUCCCAUAUAGACAUUCGAUUAUGCAAAUCCUGCUGAAUCCUCUGCAUUCCCUUAAUGGUGUUUUAAAAAAAAAGGAUGAGAAUAUUCAGUCAAAACUGUGUGCCAGCUGAACGAAGUUGCAAAGUAGCAGACCAAAUGGAAAUGUUCCCAUUCUUGCAAAGGAAUGUUUAUGAAACUUUAGAUCAGUUGUAAAGAAAUUACAUAGAUAAUCUUUUUAUUUUGUAAUUAUAUUUCCUUGAAAACAUUUCCCAUUUGGAAGGUAGAGGGUAGCUGAUUCCAGUAUCUACUGGAGGAUCCAAGUUGUAUAAUUGUUUCAUGGUAGUUCUAAAUUCAUAAUUGAUAUAGAUUUGUCCAGAUGAAGAUAAUUAUUGGGUCUGUUAAUUGUGUUUGAGUGCUAUUUAAUAUUUAAAUCUGAUUUUUCAAUUUGUGGGUGCUUUUGAAGUCACAAAACCAGUGCCAGAGUAUUCUUGUUCAGAUGAUCUCAGUUUUUUCCAACAACCUGUUUUAAACAUCUGGGCAGGUGAUAGUGACAUUGGUAAUAAACCACUUUACUGAGGUUAAUUACAUUUUGUUCGAAACCAUUCCACCAUCAAAGGUGCAAAAAAAAACAAAUGCUUCAAAAAAAGUCACCUUGUGUUUUUAUAACUUAAUUAGAACUUCUGAUUAAUUUCACUGAAGUCCUGCACAGCAGGACUGUAACUUGCUCUUUGCCAAUUUAGCACAAAAGGCAGAUUUCUUUCUCUUUCCUGUGUGCUGCUUCCAAGAUGCUCCUGGCAAAGCAUUGUUAGUCUAUAUGCCACUACUAAUGCUGGAGUAGAAUUGCCCCUGCAAAGGCAUGCAGUUCUGAACAAUGCGAACAAGUAGGUGGUUGCUUGAGUGGUGCAACUGAACCGCUGUCCUUCGUAGAAGAGGCCGGAAUUUUCCCAUGCCACCCGAUGUGAGACCACCAUUCUUACUUAAACCCUUCACCCCUACUGGGACACAGGCCUCUGACAGCUGCUCACCAGGGUCCUCUGUUCUGUGCACAUCUUUCCAAUUGUCCCCAGGUGUGGCCCAUCUUCUAGGGGAAGAUCCUCGCUCUCCCAGGGAUGAGGCCUUUGUAGCUUCUGGUGGUGUUUCUGUGGCUCUGGGUUUGAAUGGGAAGCGGUUGCUAGCCGGGGUUGGGACUGUCCGUGGAGGAGUUGAUAUCACUGUUCGCUCACUAUUAUUAUUAAUUGGCACUUGUAUCUUUGCUGAUUAGAUGUUUAUGUUCUGAUUUUGAAUGAGAUGUAGAAAUUUGAAAUUGGUGCAGGUACCUGUGGGACUUUUCUGUGGUACAGGAGCUUCACAGAGCCACGAGGCAGCACCUUAACGAUGUUGAAAUGAAGAGCACUUAUCAGAAAUAACUUUAGAGACGUACUAUUUGCUCUUUAUGCAGACUGGCUUUUUUUUAGGAAAAUUGUAAAGGUGCUCGAAAUUCUUGCCAAUUGACUACGCAGUAAGGCAGUAUAAAUUAAUUUGUGUUGUAUAUGUAAUAAUAUCUUUUAUAAGCUGCAGGUGUAGAAUGUAGCACUCCCUGAUAACAUGUCUUUAUAUCAUUCUGUCUGUUUCAAUUGGUUUUAUUGAUUGCUAACACUGGGUGCAGGUUAACUUCUGGAUUUGUACAAGCCGAGGAUUGAGGAAAAUUAAAGAUGGAGAGUUGUGAGGAAGCUGGAACAGAGUGGGAGUUUAGAGGCAUAAAGUUUGAGACAGAGCUAAAGAUCCAGUAAGGGAACACCUGCCGGGAGGAGGGUUGAGGCCAGACUAGACAUUACACUAGGCUGGAGGGAAAAUUUCAGAUGAAAUCAGAGCUUGGGUGACAAAUCCUGUCAGUUUUAAUUGGUGAACGGAUGGGAGUCGCACAGAUAACAAGAGCAUUUAAAGUUUUGUCCAUAGUGGAUUAAAGAUCUAGUUUAUUGUGCAAAUAUUGCACAUUGUGGCCUUACUUAUUUAGAAGUUCCAAGAUGCAAUAGAAUUGCUCUUGGCUUGUGAUUUAAUUUUUCACUUUAUAAUUGUAAACCAAAUGAAGUGCAACAGGAUUCUUGCACGUAAGUUAUAUUGGAAACUUAUACUUAAAAUUUGGUGUUUUUAUUACAUGCCUGAUAUUAUUUAUUAGUAAAAUUAUGGUUGAAGCUGCCAUAUACUUUUGAAUGUACUCAACACGUCUGUUCACUAAGUUCACGGUCCCAGUGCGAAAGAUACAGUAGCAUCUUGUAUCCGCUGUUAGAAUAUUUUUGUUUUUGAUGGGCAGGGCUCAUCCUGUUGCUCUUCACUUUAGAACAUGGUGCCUACUUGUUUAUUUUGCAGUGCUUUUCAAGGUCAUGUAUACUAUAAAACAGACCUAUUGUCGAAGACUUAGUAAGUUCUGAAUCUCAAAGUACCACCCAGUUGUCAGCUUAACUUUCAAAGUACAGUGAAAAUUGAUUAACUUAUUUUUGUCUAAAGGAACCUGUUCAGCUUUGGAUCUAAUGUCCAAACGUUAAAUAGAGUUUCAAAGUGCUGCUAUCUCAACUGCUCAUGUUAAUAAAAUCAUUGCACUUUUUAAUUUCUCUCUCCUCCAUCUUUUAUGCUGCCCAAUGGUUACCUUUGUUGCAGGCUGCUCAUUUGAACAAUAAACCAGUCAUCACUGUUCUAAUUGGGAUUUCGCCCUGGUGGCCAGAUCCUAGAAACCUGAGGUGGCCUUCCCUGUUGAAAGUGUGAUGGUGUCCAGCUAUAAUUCAGGGGAUCACAAUGCCAGUUCAUUGGCUGUAA
Mobula hypostoma (lesser devil ray) is the source of this 5402-nucleotide messenger RNA. Its product is annotated as C4b-binding protein alpha chain-like. Gene Ontology annotation, biological process: negative regulation of complement activation, classical pathway. The record is from RefSeq and is a predicted model, not a curated record. The transcript has 20 exons. Lineage: Eukaryota; Metazoa; Chordata; Chondrichthyes; Myliobatiformes; Myliobatidae. The coding region runs from base 116 to 2560 and encodes 814 amino acids.